This is a messenger RNA of Trichoplusia ni (cabbage looper), 5866 nucleotides long. Its product is annotated as monocarboxylate transporter 9. The record is from RefSeq and is a predicted model, not a curated record. Gene Ontology annotation, biological process: monocarboxylic acid transport; transmembrane transport. The transcript has 8 exons. Lineage: Eukaryota; Metazoa; Arthropoda; Insecta; Lepidoptera; Noctuidae. Gene Ontology annotation, molecular function: monocarboxylic acid transmembrane transporter activity. Bases 490 to 2220 code for a protein of 576 amino acids.
AAUGACUGUGUUCGCCCUCAAUGUAGGGUUGGUUGAGAGAGCAUGCUAUGAUAGAAAGAGAUGAGAGGAUCAUGCUCGCUCACACUAACAUACGAUUAUUGUGAACUUGCCAUACAUACAAGCAAGCGCGAGUUCGGCGAGUUUAGCCACCACACUGACAGAAAAGUGAUGGUAGUUCAGUGGGAAGAUAGGCUAUUGUUUUGUUUAAGAAAAAUUACGUUGUUGUUACGUUAGGUUAUAGAGAUGUGCUUUUGAAUAAUUUUACCACAUGAAACACAAAGUUUUAUAGACCGUUCCCUACAAUAUUAAAUAUUUUUUCCAAUUACAAUUCAGAUUGUUUUUGUUAAGUAUUUUAUUCAGUUUAAGUACACACACAAAUAAGUGAAAUUCUUUGUUUUACUACAAUCAGAGUUGGUAUGAUACUGCAAUAAUUUCGAAGAAACUUUAUGGGAAAUAUUUUCGGAACGGUGAGGUGACAAAGGCUUUACAAUGACUGUAGAGAAGAGCAAAGGCCCGGAGCCGACGAAGCCGCCGGCGACCAAGAAGGUGGCUCCUGAUGGAGGCUGGGCAUGGAUGGUCUGCUUAGGAGUCAGUUUAGUUAAUUUUUCGACGCGUUCUCUGGAACCGUCGUUCGGACUGCUGUUCAAAGAUCUCCUUGAUGACCUCGGCGUCCACACCACGGGAGCUUCAGUCAUCGCCAGUACCCUGGACUCGGUGGUCAACUUCUCUGGUUUCUUCGUGGGACCUGUGAUAAAGACCUUCUCUUAUCGGAAGGUCUGCUUCGUGGGGUCAACGAUAUGUGCCCUGGGUUUGCUGUUCACCGCACCGGCCGCCAGUAUGGGUCAUAUUAUAGCUACGUACAGUAUUUUGGGAGGUUUCGGAGUAGGUCUCGCUUCAUCAUCGUCCUUCGUAUCGCUAAACCACUACUUCUCUAAGAAGCGGGGGCAAGCUGUCGGUCUGUCCAUGGCUGGUACCGGCUUCGGGCUCAUGGUGAUGCCGCAACUAGUCAAGCUGUUACUAGGGGAGUACGGGUUCCGAUGGACCGUCGUGAUUCUGGGCGCUCUGGCCUUCCACGCGGUGCUAGGGUCCUGUCUUCUCCAGCCAAUUAAGAGGCAUCUUAUAGACGUGCCUGUCGACUGUGAAAUGCAGACUGUAAAGGAAAUGGAAUGCAUACUAGAAAGCGACGAAGAAAACGAAGACAAAUUUGAAAUCAAUCCUUUAGUUGCACAUCCGUUGCCAAAGAUAACAAAGCAGCGAUCCCACACCAACAUGAACCAUCCAUCAGUCAGAACCAUCGGGCUACCAAGAGCCAAGACGUGUGACAAGCCUUUACAAGAGUUUGAGAAAUUUGAGAAGAACAAUAGGUUGUAUCCUGGUUUGACGACAGCGGCGUCUGUUGCUGCGAUGCCGAGAGUGACAUCUAGCGGCAGUAUGAGUGAAGCUGCAAGGAAAAGAAAAGUGUCCGUUAUUUCAAAUAUUUCGAAUAUGGAUUUCACGGGCAGUUACUUGCAGUUGUAUCUUGAUACGGUGGAUGACGACGCGAUACAAAUGAAGCCAAUCAAAAAAGCCGAACCAGAAGAAAAGAAGAAAGGCUUCUUUAGAAAAUUUAUAGCACUAAUGGACUUAGAUUUACUUAAAGACUGGUCGUUUUUGAACCUUUUACUAGGGCUCUCUCUCUUUUGGAGCGGUGAGCUGCAAUUUAGGAUGUUGACUCCUUUCUUUAUAAGAAGUUUGGGCUACAAUAUGAAUGACACGGCGUUUUGCCUUUCCAUGACUGCUAUUACUGAUAUUUUGGUGCGGUUGAUACUGCCGCCCAUAUUCGACAGAACGACUAUAUCUAAGAAAAUGAUAUUCUUCAUUUCAUCUUUCUUUUUAGCAGCUACGAGGUCUGUAUUAGCAGAGCAAUCGGAGUGGGUGCCACUAAUGAUCUGGCUGUCUAUCUGCGGGUUCUUCCGAGGCAUGUGCCUCAGUAACUUCACGCUCACCAUCUCGGAGUACUGUCCCCUGGAGAAGCUGCCCGCCGCCUUCGGGCUACACAUGGUCAGCAAGGGUGUCUUCGUUGUGUGUAUUGGACCUAUUAUUGGUUAUGUGAGAGACUACACAGGAAGCUUUGCUAUCUGCAUCCACGUCCAGAACGCUCUCAUCAUGUCUUGUGUUCUCGUCUGGGGCAUAGAGUACGCCCUCGCCUUCACCCGCCGCAGGAAAGUCGUUCAAAUAUAAACACAACUCAUCUAAAGGAUAAGGAAGCUCAUUGUAUUAUUAUUACAAUUAUAUAUGAGUAGCUCGCUAAUUAGACGUUUGAGGAGCCUACAACCACUUCUGUGAAAGAGACGCCAUAUUGUGCGCCGUCUCGCUUUUUCCUUUAUAACGUGGUAUUAGGCUUUUUGUACUUGUAUGCCUCUUAAAAUACAAGAUCGUAUAACUGACCUUAUAUAAUCAAAACGCCAAAACAUCGCCUAGCAAGACGAAAUGUUUAGCGUAAUAUUUUACACUAACAGUGCAGUCAACCAAUUCUAUUAAAUAACAUUUGAACAGAUUAUAUAUAAAGGUUUUAUGCAAGUUUUCAAUACAAGUCCAUAUCGAUAUCAUAUCAGUAUAGUUGGUUUUACUUGAAAUGGAAUUGAUUUACUGCGCUAUAUCCAUAACGGGUCAAGUUCUCUAGAACAGGACAGUGGCAUUGAUAUAACAAACCGACCGUUAAGCAUAUUGCUUGGCAAUCGUAAUGUGUUACUUGUAUAUAGAUAUUAUUGAUAUCAAUUUAGAUGAAUAUGGUCACACAUAUUGGGGUUAACCACGACAUCUAUCGCAAAAGUGUAGUUGUACAAGAGAGAUGCAGCUAUACACAAUGCAGCGUGCUGUCUCGCUUUUACAACUGUGAGUAUCGUUUAAUCGGACGUGGUGGGCCCCCAGACUUUAUACCUACGUAAUAUGAGCUAUAUUAUAAUCAGAUUAGAAAAGAGCUUUUGUAAACCUCUCUUAUAUAGCUCUCUAUACAUAAUCAAUUGGCAGUGUCUAUUCGUAUUCCCUUAAUAAAACUAACCUAUAUAAUGAUAACGUAAUCUUCCGCGUGUGUCAAAGCUUAGAAUUAACGUUAGAACCAGUGACUUUGGAAAGUGGAACAUCUUCUAGUAAGUAGUUACAUAUAAUGUAACUUUACACUGAUUUUAACGAUUCAUAUUUUUAGAUGGCUGUUUGUAGAUUCGGAAAGUUUUGUAGGUGUCUAUUUUUAGAUGAUAUUAAUUUAUACAAGUAACUUAGUAGUAGGUCUAUCUAAUCUAUCAAAGACAUUUUGGGGGCUGAAUUUAGCCUUCGAUAGACGAUUUUAGACAAUCUGUAGAAGAUUAAUAAUUUGUAUAGAACUUAUAUUCUUUUAUACAUAAAUAUUUAUGUCUAUCUUAACUGAUUGAUUCUUAAAUGAGUCUAAGGUCUAAUAUAAAGUAAAUUGUAGUGACUUUAGAUUUGACGUAAAUACGUCAUGUUUUUAAACAUUGCUUUUUUAUAAAUCGUAGUAAUUAUAAAUAUUAUUGUUUUACGUAAAAAAUGAUGAAUUUUCUUGCUAGAAUCUUAUGUGUCUCUACAAUACUACAUUUUCUAUGACAAGCAUGAAGAAACUGAUUCCUGUUGGUCAGUUUUGUGUUUUUACUUGAAUAUGUUUAAUAAAUAUUUUAUUUGUAAAAUAAUUAGAAAUCAAUCAAUUUAUCGUUAUAUUAAUUAUGCAACCCAUGUUUACAUGUCCUAUUGUCCAUAUGUGAAUUGCAUUUAUUUUGUUGACCUACAAGAUACUACGUUUCGUCACUAUGCUUAAUAAGCGAACUUUACGGCAAGUUAAGUGACGAAAUUAACGUUUGCAACAAUAAUUUGUUUUAAUUUGUAUAAAAAAAUGCAAACGUGACAAUGGUAUUGACUCAUUCUGAGUUCGCAUCACAUUCACACUCAAAGUGUAAACUAUGUAUUAUUUGAAAUGAAUUUGUGUUAGAUCAAAUUUAAAUAGUACCGUUUAACAUUUCAUACUUUUCAAUAACCUAAACACUGAAACCAUGGCAUUAUGACUUAAGUUUAAUUUAAUGGAAAUAUAUUAUUUUCUUAUCAAUAACGCGUCGUAUGAAUCGUUAUUGAUAAGAAAAUAAUCAUUCUGUCAUAGCCCGUCGCAAAAUGUCAAAUGGUACUAUAGAUUUGAAAGUAUAUACAUAACACAUGACAGGGUUUAUAUCCCACGAUUAUAUUUUGAUUUGGACAUAUUUUGUUUUAAAGAAAAUCUCUCUCUUCCAUGUUCUCGUCUUCCAAGAACUAUACAUAUAUAAAUGUAUUCAGCAAUGUGCUUUCAAUGUGUGAUUUAAUUGACCAAAUAUAUGUAUCGUGUACUUAUUUACUUACUAAUAUUUGAUAAAAUGUAGUACUUACAUUAAAGGUAAGAGUUCUAGAUAUUGUACUUAUAACUGAAGGAAUUUUAGACUCCAUGGUCGAAUACUGGAUCGUUAGUCAGUUUAAAGGCGCCGGUAAAUAUGCACUACCACUUUAAGGUGCUAAGUAGACGGUAAGACCGUCUUAAAUAUCAUUAGCGGUCCAGUAUCCGAUGCUUGCACGACAACUGUUGUUUUAAACAUAAUAAUGCAAUCAAUUUUUGAAACUUAUGUGCCAAUUGUACAUAACUCUUUGUAUGAAAUGACGUAAAAUAUUUAUAAAAACAAACUUUACAAUAAUUAUGAAAUGUAAUCAUGUACUUAUUAUAUUAAGCGCACUUAAGUAGGUGUGGAGCUGCAAGUACCUACUAAUCUAAUGAAUUUUUGUUACUUAAAACAUUUUAUUUGCAAUCCAAACUUAUAUUUGGAAAUUCUGGCGGUUAAUGGUAGUGGAUUGUUUAUUUAAUAUGCAUUUAUUUUUUCAUUCCACCUCAGCCCGUUUACUAUGAGCUCUUUGAACAAUACUCAGGCCGUGGCAAAGCGAGAUGCCACUACGUUCUGCUGUAGAGCGCUGUCUCGCUCCCACAGUCUUGCUUCAAGACUUCGUAGUAACAGACACAGUGUAUUAUACACAUAACAUGUUGAGGCGAGAAAAGACAAUUUUAAUAUUUUGCGUAGUAAUUGCUUUAUUAGCAAGCAACAUAUUUCAUAAUAGUAUGGGUUGUUAACAUCAGUUUUGUCAUAAUUUUAGAAUCAAAUUAACACCAGAGACGCAUUAUACACAUUAUAUUCAUAAUCUUGAGCGUGUGAAUGACAUUUAAAAUACUGACAGUAUUGAAUGACGUAAAAUGUCAAUUUAUGGUAAUUAUUAUUAUCAGUAGACGUCCAUGUAUCCGGUAUUCUUGCGGUUUGCUUACUAGCUCAUCGUAACGAUAAAUAUUUUGGCUCAAAUAUUUUACUCUACAAUGAAAAAAUAACUGUAUAAUGUUAAAGUAAUUUUGAUCUUUUUUAACAACAUAAAUUACAGACAGAAAAAGUUUUUACUCAUAAACGCAGUUUAAACGAAAUCAAUUUGUCCGAAUGAUUGUUUCGUAUAAUUUUAUGACAAUAAUUUUGUUGAGUUUUGGUAAUUAGAAUGUAGUUGUUGAUUAGCUUUAUUUUAAAAUCAGUUGAAUCUGUUAUUACAGAAUGUCUGCUCAAUAAACUUCGUAUAUUCGUUUCACAUAACUAUCGACAUUUAUUAUCUUAAGAUUAAACAUGGUAGUAGAAAUAGUAAGUACAAUUUUAAUUAAUUUAGAAGUUGAAUUUUAAUGAGCAGACAUUACACUUUUAUGGAUGGUGCGAGACUUAGCCUGUAUGUUAUAUAGUUAACCUAUUUUAUUAAUCAUAUGUAAAAUUUAUAGUAAAACAUUUUAUAUAAAACAAAAGAGGCAAGAUGAUGGAUUAAAGUAAAAGGUGGUUACCGA